This is a messenger RNA of Cotesia glomerata, 803 nucleotides long. RefSeq lists its product as uncharacterized. The record is from RefSeq and is a predicted model, not a curated record. The coding region runs from base 65 to 721 and encodes 218 amino acids. The transcript has 4 exons. NCBI's taxonomy places the organism in Eukaryota, Metazoa, Arthropoda, Insecta, Hymenoptera, Braconidae.
UCAAAAAAUCGGCAAUCGGCUGCUAAGUUGUAAUUCCAAGUGUUCAAAAGUUUGUUACUUAAAAAUGUUCGCCAAUCUGAUUUUCGUCUGCUUGGCAGCUGGUACUUUUGCCCAGUCGUCAGCAUCAGCUAGAGGCGCAUCCUCUUCAUCAGCAUCAGCUUCUUCUAAAGCUUCGUCAUCCGAGAAUUCUGGAUGGACCAAUGGUCUGUGUCCCGAAGUUGUUGGGGUGCCUCUUGAUAUGAACAAAAAAUCUGGAUAUUGGUAUGAAGUUCAACGCAGCGCUAAUGAUUUCUUCAACUUAGAUAGAUGUAUCAAAGCGAUUUGGGGAAAACCAGUUAACGGCGUCUCGAAAGUUAUAAACAAAAGUUUCUCAAAUGUCGGUGGCGUUACUGAGACAACUGUUAUGCGAGUGGAAGAAAGAGGACCUCAAAUUUAUUGGACGUACCAUGUUCCAAUUUUGGGAACGAUCAGCCCGAAUCAUGCGUACUUGGACAUCGAUUACGAUAAUUAUGUAAUAGCUUGGACCUGCAAAAAUUGCGGAGAUAAACACCGUGAAUCAGUUCUUGUGCUAUCAAGAUAUCCAAAGUUACCUAAUAACAUCUACCAGGCGGAACGCAAUGCAUUCGCUAAAUUCAACCUCACAAUGCCACAAAUGGUCAGCCACGACUUGUCAAAUUGCCGCCAACUAUAUGAUUCUUAUGAUUUUGGCAAAGAUAUGUGAAUAUUAACAACACUAGAUGGCUCGUGGAAAAUUUAACCAUAAGACACUGAUUAUUUUUUUGGAAUCAAAAAUAUCAUCGAAG